Messenger RNA from Dufourea novaeangliae, 4054 nucleotides. It is a transcript of the gene Ndg, whose product is annotated as nidogen-2. Gene Ontology annotation, biological process: cell-matrix adhesion. Gene Ontology annotation, molecular function: calcium ion binding. The record is from RefSeq and is a predicted model, not a curated record. The coding region runs from base 16 to 3723 and encodes 1235 amino acids. The transcript has 18 exons. NCBI's taxonomy places the organism in Eukaryota, Metazoa, Arthropoda, Insecta, Hymenoptera, Halictidae.
GGCAGUCCGUUGAGAAUGACUCGUCGCGCGCGUUUCAGCGUCUUGCGGCUCGUGGCCGUCGUGGCCGUGCUCGCGCCCUUCGUCGCGGCGAUCACCAAGAACGAUCUUUAUCCGUACGCGACACCUGGUUCCUCGUUCCUUCAGACGGACCCGAACGGGAUGAUCGUCUCCGCGGAAACGAUCCUGAAGACGCACAUCGCGUUCUACGACAAAAUCUACAACGCCAUAUUCGUAAACGGGAAUGGCGUACUCUCUUUCGCCAGGUCGAUGCAACGUUUCCUAAAUAUCGCGUUCCCGUUGGACGAUCCGGUGAUCGCGCCGCUCUACACCCACGUCGACACCAGAAGCUCCGGGCGGAUUUAUUACGGUGAAACAGAUUCACCGGAAGUGCUCGCGAGAGCCGGAGGAAUGGUUCGCAGCGCAUUCAAGGACGCGGCUGACUUUGUGCCCACACACGUGUUCCUAGCCACCUGGCUGGAGGUCGGUUACUACGACGAGAAAAGCGACAAAGUGAAUACCUUCCAAGUAGCCAUCUCGUCGAACGACACGCAUUCCUAUGUCGAGCUGCUCUACCCGGAUAAUGGGAUUCAGUGGAUCCAAGGUGCAUCGCACCCCAACGGUCUACCCGACGCGAAGGCGCAGGCAGGAUUUAUGAGCGAAGGAAGAAUGUACACGUUGAAGGGUUCCGGGACGGAUCAGAUUCAGAACGUCGACAAAUGGUCGAACGUGAACAGGCCGGGACAAUGGGUGUUCCAGGUUGGUCCGAUCUUGGACGACCAGGAGGUGAAGGUACCGGAUAAUAUUGAAGACAUCAGCGCAACUAAUCAGGUGGCCAGCUGCAGAACCGGAGCAACGACAUGCCAUAGCAAAGCAAGCUGUAUGGACUAUGAGGUCGGUUUCUGCUGUCACUGCAAGCAAGGAUUCUUCGGCAACGGCAAAUCCUGUCAGCCGAACGAUGUCCCGCUUCGAGUGAUUGGUCGUAUUUCCGGAACGAUCAACAACGUUGACCUCCCAUCAACCGAUCUGCAGUGUUACGUGCAGACCAAGGACGGACGAACGUACACGGCGUUGUCCCGGGUACCAGAGGAAAUCGGUGCCAGUUUCCAGCUGCUCGGUAAACUCGGUGGCAUGAUUGGCUGGCUGUUCGCGAAACCAAUUGGCGAGACGAGAAACGGCUACGAACUCACAGGUGGUCUGUUCAAUCACACCACGGAGCUGACGUUUCCCGCGUCCGGUGACAAAGUGACGAUCCGCGGAAAUUAUCUCGGCCUGGACGUCUUUGGGCAGCUGAACAUGGAGGCGGAGGUGACCGGCACGUUGCCGCAAUUACCAAGGGACACAUGGAUCGAGUACGGUGACUACGACGAGCUUUAUACCAGAGCGCAACCGGGCGUGAUACGUGCACAGAGCGAGAGGACCAGCAAGAUGAACGACGGAAGCGGCGAACGGGCGCUGAGCUUCACGCAGGAUCAGACGAUCCUCUAUCAGGAGUGUCCGUAUCUACCUGCCGACCCCGAAGACGACACCACACGGCUUAAGUACUUCAGGGGCUUGACGACUUACGAAGCGACCGAGGGCAUCAUUCGUUUCGCUGUGAACACGAAAGUCGCCCCCCUCGAGGAGGAAGAUCCUUGCAUUCAGGGCAGGGAAACUUGUACCGACCACAGCAGCUGCGUCGUCGACGGAGACAGCUUCAAGUGUGUCUGCAAUCCUGGAUAUCAAUAUCUAUAUGAAGAAGACGGUAGCGCGAUCUGCGUGGACGUAAACGAGUGCAGCGCCGGCAAUCACAUGUGUUCCCCUGAUGCGCAGUGUAUCAACCAAGAAGGCAGCCACACCUGUCAAUGCAGACCUGGCUUUUCGGGAGACGGUCGAAUUUGCGAGAGACUUCCCUCCUGCGAGGACACGCGGUGCGGUAAUUACGAGCAAUGCGCGAUGAUCGAGGGCGCGCCUAAUUGCGUUUGCAUGCCCGGUUUCGAAGACUCGGAGCAGGGUUGCUACCCGACACAGCGAGGUUCCUGCGAGGUCGAGGAGAACUGUGCUCCCGUUGGCGGUGCCUGUACUCUUAACGGUGAUCCAUCGAGGCACGUAUGCAUCUGUCUGCCAGGUUUCCUUGGCGACGGUUACACGUGCUAUCCGGAAGCGGACGAGACCACAACGGACGAACCACCUAAACCGCAGUGCUUGCAAGAGAUGUGCUGGUGCCCGGGUGGUUGGGACUACCGGAAUAACGAAUGCGUGCGGCAGGAAGAGGAGCAGAGGACCGUCGACUACGACCGGGACUACGAGUGCAGCGGCGACACCGACUGUGCAGAGAACGAAAAAUGCUCGUACAACCCGACCAACUCACGAUUCGAGUGCACCUGCAAUCCCGGAUUCAGUAUGGUGGACGGACGCUGCGUGGUCUCCGACUGUUCCACGAACCCUUCCCAGUGCCACGUGAACGCACAGUGCGUGUCCGCCGGCGACGGUGGCUACGAAUGCAUCUGCAUCGACGGAUACAACGGGGACGGGAUCCGUCAGUGCGUCGAGGAUCAUAUCGGCUGCAACGUUCUGAAUAAUUGCGGCAGGAACGCGGUCUGCGGAUACAAUCAGACGUCCGAGAACUUCGCGUGCAUCUGCCAACCGGGUUACUACGGCGACGGUUUCACGUGUCUUCCUCAAUCGUCCUGCCGACACGAUCCAACCCUUUGCUCGCCGGACGCGACAUGCGUGCCGGCCGGGAACAAUCAGUUCGCCUGUGUGUGCAACGAAGGGUACAACGGGGACGGGGCGAACUGCAAACCGCGUCCAAAACACGAUUCGAACUUCCUGCUGGUCAACCAAGGAAUGGCCACCCUCAGGAUACCGCUCGCGUCUUCCUACGAGAAUCCUGGCAGCCCGAUCUACAUAGCGUACACGCAAAUGGCGAUCGCGAUCGACAUCGACUGCCUGAACGGGAAAGCAUACUCCAGUGACAUCACCGGUAAUCGAAUAAUCGAGUUAACGUACAACGGAUCGAUGUCGGAGACGUUCAUGCCGAAAGUAAGCAGCCCCGAGGGACUGGCGGUCGAUUGGGUAUCCAGAAAUAUUUUCUGGACGGACUCCGGCAAGACGACGGUCGAGGUGGCCAAUCUCGAGACGAGGAAACGCAAGGUCCUCGUUUCCGACGGGCUGGUCAAUCCCAGAGGGAUAGCCGUUCACCCGUACCGAGGGAAGAUAUUCUGGUCCGAUUGGAACCGCGUCUCGCCGAAAUUGGAGUGGGCAAACGAGGAUGGGACAGGCCGCGCGAUCUUCCUUCAAGGGGAUUACGUCAAGCUACCGAAUUCAUUAAGUAUCGAUUGGGCGACGGAUGAGCUGUGCUGGGCGGACGCCGGAACGUUUACGAUAAGCUGUAUGGAAAUCGAGAGCAAGGAGAUCAACGUGGUCGCGAACGCGCUCACUUACCCGUUCGGCCUCGCGAUCUCGCAGCAGAACUACUAUUGGACCGACUGGAAGACCCACAAAAUCGAGGUUGCCAUGAAGAGCAGCGGGGACAGGAAGCCGGCCAUAGUGAUACCACCCGGAGGAAGCGGUAAAUUGUACGGAAUAGUCGUCGUUCCUGAGUCCUGCCCAAGAGUGACGAACGUCUGCCAAUACGAGAACGGAAGGUGUAACAAGGACCAAUUGUGCCUGCCGGAUGGUCAAGGUGGUAGGACGUGCGUAUGCGCGGAUGAUGCGUCAGGACCUUGCACCGAUUCUCGUUAAUCGAUGGAGUGUCGAUCCCCGUCGAGAUCGUGAAUCAGGGCGACGCAAGACCACCACCAUCACCAACACAAAGAGAUGCGACCGACGAUAAUGAAAGAGAACAACUGGUCUCGCGUCGCGUCGGUGUCGGUUGUUAGAGUCGCGUGUAAAUUAUAUUAUAUUAUUCUUGAUAUGUUUAGUUUUGUCGUCCACGUUUUUAAGUAACACAUACACAUCAUACACACACAACACACACACACACAUUUUGUAUCUAAUAUAACUGUAGCGUGAUGCUGGCUGUACGGUGCUGCGGCGGAGUGCGCCGCGUUAUUUAAUAAAAGUCUAAAAAAUA